Daphnia pulicaria is the source of this 1643-nucleotide messenger RNA. RefSeq names its product cell cycle checkpoint control protein RAD9A-like (gene Rad9). The transcript has 7 exons. The record is from RefSeq and is a predicted model, not a curated record. The coding region runs from base 192 to 1463 and encodes 423 amino acids. Gene Ontology annotation, biological process: mitotic intra-S DNA damage checkpoint signaling; DNA repair; cellular response to ionizing radiation. Gene Ontology annotation, cellular component: checkpoint clamp complex. Lineage: Eukaryota; Metazoa; Arthropoda; Branchiopoda; Diplostraca; Daphniidae.
UUACAUCUUCAGUGAAGAUAAAAUCUCAACAGCCAAUCGGGGCAUACUUGAAAAAAUUUAUUUCCGUGUCGUCUGCGUGCUAAACAUUCUAAACGUGUUAUCCGGGCCAUGGGGUUACCGAUAUAAUUUCUGGCGGCAUUUCGAAUUUUUUUUUAGUGCAAACAACUAAAUUUACAUUGAAGUAAAGAAAAAUGAAAUGUCUUUUGGAUGCAACCAGUGUUAAGGUUUUGGCGCGAGCCAUACACUCAUUGGCUAAGAUAGGUGAUGAAUUGCACAUUUCACCAAUGGAAAAUGGAUUAACUCUGAAGACCGUCAAUGCUUCCAAAUCUGCCUAUUCAGCUUUCAAUUUUCACCUACCUUUUUUUCUUGACUACACGCACAUAAGUGAAAAUACUGUUCACGCUGAUCCAGAAGAAGAUACUGUGAUUAAAUGUAAACUUCCCAUGAAGUCCAUCUUGUCUGUAUUUAGGUCGAUCGGAAGUUUGGAAAAAUCAGUUGAAACAUGUAAGAUAAUGCUACCACUUCUUGAGGCUCUGUUAAUCAUUGAGUUCAGGUGCAAACAUGGAAUUGUUAAGUACUUCAACUUAAGAUACUUUGAAUGUGAAAGUGUUGAAGCAGAAUUCUCUAAGGAGGGUUACCCCAGCAAAUUUUCCUGCUCUUCACGUUUUUACAAUGAAACUCUUCAAAGUUUUCAUUCAAGCACUCAAGAAGUUACUUGGUCCCUUGCAAUGGAUCAAGUACAUUUGAGUAACCAUAUUGAUGAUGAAAUAGACCCAUCCAAAUGUGUUCGUACGGAAGUCACGUUGGUCAAGGAUGAAUUCAUUGAAUUUAACGUCGCUCUGUGUACUCAAGUUACAUUUUGCUUGAAGGAACUACGAGCUAUUUUAGCCUUCGCAGAAGCCCUGAAACUCGAUCUUGAUUGUCGAAUGGAAGGCGCCGGACAACCUGUUUUGUUCAGUCUACAAAAGGAUGACUUGUAUUCAGCAGAUUUUCUCCUUGCAACUCUAACGCCUGCUCUGGACACUUCGGCAUCCAUUAGUUCGCGAACUGCCAAACACGAAAUGUCAGUACAAGGCAAUACUUCCAACCAUCCGUCUCCUGUCCCUACCCUGAGGAAUAAAACAGGUAACAAAACAGAUUCCAGGACCAUUUCGCGUGCCAAUUUGGUCGAUUCUAGGAACGGUUCUCGUGCAAGCACGACACACACACGUUUACACACACCUUUGAUACGACAAAUGCCUGUUAACGAUACCCCGGAUCAUACCCCACGUCUUAACAGUCUAUCUCUUAUCGAGCCUCAUCCGUUUCCUGAUAUGGAAGUUGAUUUGGAACCAGAAAUUCAACCACCUCCUAAUAAGAGGGCUCGGGCUCGCUACAUAUUUCAGAAUUGUCUCAAGUUAACACAAGAAUACAGAGAGCGACCAACUGAAGUCUUUGCUCCGGAUUCAGAGGAAGAUGAAUAGCAAGAGACGAAAUAACCCUUUCCCGGCUUUCCCCUCAUCCAACGAUUUUGUACAUUUUUCUCUUCGCCGAGUUAACUCAGUAUUGUUUUGUGUCAGAAUUUUGUAACGGUACAUCACUGUAUCCUAUAUAAUGAUCACAAAAGUUAAAGUGCCAUUAAAUGUUGAUCAGUCCAUUUUUUA